AAAAAUACGAAUAGCAGCCAAUUGUGAGUUUGUAUCUACCCUCUCUUUUCAGAUAUUGCCACGUUGUUAGGGUCUAACUUAUCCCUCCUCUCUCUGUCUUCGCAGCUUCAUUGCUUACCGCGCACUACCUCAUCUCAACAACAAACAUACCAUUUUUGGACGUCUGAUCGACGAUCCCACUCCAUCAUCUACCACGCUGAAUAAACUUGAAACACACCCUGUCGACCCAAACACCAAUCGACCUGACCCUGAAAUCCGCAUCAAAGAAGUGACGAUAUUUGUGGAUCCUUUUGAAGAUUUUCUGGAGAAAAAACGCCGGGAAGACGCAACGGCAAGGGGCAAGACUGCAGGCGCAGAAGACGAGAAGGACACCGACUCUCGGCGAGCCGAGGACGACCACGUCACUUGGACAGGGAAGAGAGUUCGUGGUGCCGGCGCUACGGCAGCUGGGGGAAGCUCCGGGGCCGAUGGAGUAGGCAAGUACUUGAAAGCCGCACUUGCAGAGCGUGCAGGCCAGGAGGAAGAUGAGAUUAUCGAGUAUGUGGACGAGGAGCCGGCACCAGAGCCCGCACGGAAGAAGGCUAGGGGGACGGGUGGAUUCGGCGAUUUCAGCUCCUGGUGACGGACUAUGUUUUGUUCUUGGUCCUGCUUGCUUUUUCUCCUGCUUUCGCAUGACUGGAAGAAGCUGGGUUUGUUGGGCUGCAUUGCAUUGACGACUCUCGAUGCCUGUGGAACGGGCUGUUGUAUAUACCAUACCACUACGCAGUUAACCUGGAUUCUGGAUAGGCAUUUCAAAUGCACGGUAGGGGCCUACUGGAGCCUAUUCUGCAUUGUAGGCAGCGAAACCUUGUAGACAAAGAUGAGACGGACUUUGAAAAUGCUCUGAUAAUCCCGCGUUGACGGAGGCUGUCGUCUUACGCGCUGCUGCUGUCUCGUUCUCAUUCUCUCUUCCUUUCACUCUUCUUUUCUCUCCUUACUCGCUUCUUCCAGACACUGAAUGCAGUCAAUCGCUCCUCAUCCUUUCUGUUCUGACCGGACGCUUUUUGGGUCUUCCAGUGGCGGUUCUCCCACACCAGGCAUCGAUCGGCCCCCUUCCCUGACUAAGAGAUCUACAUCCGAGACCUGAUAUUACUGUUACUACGUAUACGUCGGCGUGAGAAGAGUUGCUCCCCUCGCAUCACUUUGUCCGCAACUCGUCGCUCGAAUCUGUCCUUCUGUCUUUCCACCACGCUCUCCAUCGCCGGCAAAUCUCCCAGCUUCAUUCCACGGCCGUUCCCUACUUCUCGCGCCCUUAGAUCCCUCGACGCCCCCCUCCAAUCUCUCCCGUCGCAAUCCCUCUUCGUUCCGGUACAUUUACCCCCUCACUACACUAUACUUUCAAAGCGCUUGUCAACAAUCAAGCUGGCCGGAAAUAAGCGGUUAAGUUUUUCAAGCCAGGGUGGGUUGCUGAACAGAAUGUUCAGUGCCUCCUCCAGCCCACCAAAAGAGAAAUCCGACCCGCUUCCAUCUUCCAACACUGAAACGUCGUCGUCGGCCCCGCAAACCGAGACCGCAGACGCUGACCCCGUUCGCGAAAGGAAGUUCUCUUCAACCAGUCUCUUCGGCAGGAGGUCGAGCGAGGACCAGAGUUCCGGCGGCGAAAGGAAGCGCAGGAGUAGCACCGUCACCAAAGCGGCAACACUCUUUAACAACGCUAAGAACUCAUUUAACAUAAACAGAGACCCGCAGAGAGCGUCCCGGGUUCUGGAACCCCAGCUGGAAGGGCUUGAGACGAUGGACCCUGCGUUGUCCGUCCCGCAAGGGUCAUUGAACAACUCAGCCGGCGAGUCCUUACCCACUCCUCGCUCGUCGUUCCGCGUAGGUGUUGCGGAGGACAGAAAUCGAAAAUGGCGGAGGACCAUGGAGGAUACCCAUUCCUACCUCUACAACUUCUUGGGAACUCCCUCUCCAGGCCUCAAUCUCCAGACAUCUUCUGUCAACGGAAAAGACUCUGUGGGCCCGCUUGAUACAUCUUCCGGGAAUAACACUGACGUCGUCGAAACCGACAACGGGUACUUUGCAAUCUUCGAUGGGCAUGCCGGUACCUUUGCUGCCGAAUGGUGUGGCAAGAAAUUACAUCUUGUCCUUGAGGACAUCAUGCGAAAGAAUCCCAAUCUCCCAGUCCCAGAGCUACUGGAUCAAACGUUCACCAGUGUUGACCAGCAAUUGGAGAAACUACCCGUCAAAAACAGUGGAUGCACAGCCGUCAUCGCUCUUCUAAGAUGGGAAGACAGAGUGCCGAACUCUCAGUCCGCGACUGGUUCAAUCGCUCUUGCACCUGCUGCCGCAGCUGCUGCGGCCUCGAAAGACGGGGGGGAUCCGGAAUCCGGGGAUGCACACGCCCAGACCCUUCCCAAACUACAACAGAAGGCUAUUCGGCAGCGUGUUCUUUAUACUGCCAACGUCGGCGAUGCCCGCAUCGUAUUAAGUCGUAACGGCAAGGCACUCCGUUUGUCUUAUGAUCAUAAAGGCAGCGACGAGAACGAAGGGAAGAGGAUAGCCAAUGCAGGAGGGCUAAUUCUCAACAAUCGAGUGAACGGAGUUCUAGCGGUGACCAGGGCCUUGGGGGAUGCCUAUUUAAAAGAUCUUGUUACUGGCCAUCCGUAUACUACAGAGACGGUCGUCCAGCCUGCCGUUGAUGAGUUUAUAAUCAUGGCCUGUGACGGGCUUUGGGACGUCUGCAGUGACCAAGAAGCGGUAGAUCUUAUUCGCAACGUACAAGAUGCCCAGGAAGCCUCCAAGAUCCUUGUUGAUCAUGCUCUCGCGCGUUUCAGCACCGAUAAUUUAUCUUGCAUGGUCAUCCGAUUUGACGGGGAGCGCCUGAAAGAAGUUAUCGACCGAGUAGUCGAACCUCUCGGCGUGCAUGGUGACCCAUCUACAGACCUUACAAACGGCGUUAGUGAGGCCGACAAGAUAGUUGAAGGCGCUAGGAAGAGCAUGGUCAACGCAGGGAUAAUGGACAAACCCGAAACAGUCGAGGAGGCCCGCAAGAAGAUAAUACAAAAGAUGGCCGAGGAGUCUGGCCCUGAGCUGGCCAUUAACGAUCAGAACAAACCCGAAGUCGACGAUAAAACCACCACAGAUAAAUGACAGGAAUGGCAUCCGGCAGGAUUUGAGUCGUUUCCGUUUCACAUUAAACAAGAUAGAUAGAAAAAUGAUCUUUCCCCCCCUUUUUUUACUUUUUAUGCUUUUUGAAAUUGUGUUCGUUAGCUGGAUGGGAUAAUGGAGUUUGUUUGUCUGAUUUCUCUUGUCUUGUCUCAUGUUUUGCUGAUGUUGGCCAUGAUGCUUUGUCUUGUUACUGUGGAGGAUUUUUGUCCUUGCCCUCUUGAUUCAGAUUUGAAUUAUUAUCAUUAUCCUUCUCUUCACUCUCUCGCUCCGCCAAUUCCCUGGUUAUUCUGGGGCCUCAUCUGGAUUAACUGACGUUCUGUGUACUUUCUUUUUUCUUUUUUAUGCUCUUUUCUCUUUUGCUUAUAGCUUCAUGUAAGUACUUGAUGCGGUUCGCAUGUUCCGUUCCAUCAUGUUCGGGACAAAAGUGAGGCUCUUCUGUUCCUCGUGAACUUGAAUUGAAGGGUGGUUCGCCUUUUGAAGGCCUUUUCUCUUGCAUGUCUGGGUAUGAGGAUGCUAUUAUCCACCUUGUUUAAUUAUAUUAUAGCAACGAUAUACAGACAACUUAUCGUUAGCUUUAUUUAUUGCUCAUUCUCGU
Molecule: messenger RNA, 3742 nt
Organism: Monascus purpureus
Lineage: Eukaryota; Fungi; Ascomycota; Eurotiomycetes; Eurotiales; Aspergillaceae
Source: the annotation of a GenBank genome assembly